Messenger RNA from Phytophthora sojae, 783 nucleotides. RefSeq lists its product as hypothetical. Gene Ontology annotation, cellular component: spliceosomal complex; SMN complex; nucleus. The record is from RefSeq and is a predicted model, not a curated record. Gene Ontology annotation, biological process: spliceosomal complex assembly; spliceosomal snRNP assembly. The transcript has a single exon. Bases 1 to 783 code for a protein of 260 amino acids. Lineage: Eukaryota; Oomycota; Peronosporomycetes; Peronosporales; Peronosporaceae.
AUGAUGGCUGCGGCGCUGCCCGUUGAAGGCGAGGAGGCGGUGGACGUGCAGCUCAUUCGGCGGCGCAUGCAGCAAGGCCUGCCGCCCCAAGACGUGCAGGAGUAUCUAUGGCGUGUCAGGCUGGAAGCAGAAGGGAUCCCGGACGUGGUCGUGGCGCCAGACAUCGACCCGCGGCAGUUUGAUGCGCAACAGACCAGCAACAUGCCGACGCUGCAGAGUUUCGGGCUCGAGGAGACGGAUCCCAACCGCGUUCCUGACGACAAGUGGAGGAGGGAAUUGCUGGCGGAUUUUGCAGAGCUGAGGCAACUAAUUGCGCGCUGGGAGGCCAUCGGACCGCCCAAGGCGGAGACACUCACGGCAGGCAACGUCCCGACCGAGAUCUUGCGCACCAAAGUGCCUCGAAUGAGUGACGAGGAUGGAUGGAUCGCCUUCUUCUUCGGCAAACCAGGAGCUGAAGCGUCCGCUACUCCGCCGCACUUGAGACUACUGCUGCAGUUCGACCAGGUGCUGACCAGGAGGCUGCUGGACUACCACGCGGCGUGGCUCAGUGAGGAGGAGGCGGCGCCGCUGUCGCGAGCACGAGCAGUCUGGAUCUACGCGCUGCUUGCUAGGCUGGAUAAACCUGUUCAUGCGAAUGUGGCAGCAACAAUUCGACAGAUUCUGCGACGCUGUUGGACCUUGAGAAGCGAGCUGGAAGCCCCGUCCGAGGUCCAGCUCAAGUCGCUGAACAUCCUUAUUGUUAUCGCUGGAGAUUUCUUCGGCCAGCUGCAUGAUCUGGAGUAA